Durio zibethinus is the source of this 1985-nucleotide messenger RNA. Its product is annotated as carboxyl-terminal-processing peptidase 3, chloroplastic-like. Gene Ontology annotation, biological process: proteolysis. Gene Ontology annotation, molecular function: serine-type peptidase activity; protein binding; endopeptidase activity. The record is from RefSeq and is a predicted model, not a curated record. Lineage: Eukaryota; Viridiplantae; Streptophyta; Magnoliopsida; Malvales; Malvaceae.
CCCUUUUCUCUUGGUCUUCUUCAGCUUCUCAAUAACUUGAUUAUUUUUUGAGAAUCCGAACUAUUUUUUUUAUUUCUUUCAUUCUAGUCCCUGAAAAGAAAAAAAAAAUGGAGCCUCUCUGCCCAAACUUUGAUCUCCUAAAAUCCUCAAGACUCACUUCCAUUCCACUCUUUUCACAUCGAUUUUCGUGCCUAAAUCGUGGCAUUAGCAAAAAGUCGAGUGUGUCGUGGCCCUGUGCUUCAUAUAAUCAUAACAGUAAUUAUCACCAAGCGGUUAAAAGAGAAGCUUCUAGGCAACAAUCCAGUGGACAUGAUCUGAUCAGGUCAAUAGCAAAAGGGUUUAUUGGUUUUUCUGCUGCAACCAUGGCUCUCGCCUCCAUUUGUGCUGAUUCUCCGGCUUUUGCGGAGUCCCUGACUGUCGCUUUUCCAGUUUCUCGGUCUCAAGAGGUGAAUACAGUGCAACGAACUCUUGUGGAAGCUUGGGGGUUGAUAAGAGAAACAUUUGUUGACCCAACAUUUAAUCAUCAAGACUGGGAUUUGAAGUUGCAGCAAACAAUGGUGGAAAUUUUUCCCUUGAAGUCAGCUGAUGCAGCAUAUGGUAAAAUCAGAGGAAUGCUUUCAACACUUGGGGAUCCCUUCACUCGGAUUAUCAGUCCAAAGGAGUACCAGAGUUUUAGAAUUGGAAGUGAUGGAAAUUUGCAAGGAGUUGGUCUGUUCAUAAGUGUUGAACCAAAAACUGGUCAUUUGGUUGUUUUGUCUUGUGUAGAGGGUAGCCCAGCUGCUCGUGCUGGUAUACAUGAGGGAGAUGAGUUGAUUGAGAUUAACGUUUUGCAUGCUGUUUUUGAGACUUCAGGGCAGAGACUUGAUGGUAUUGAUAGUGAAGCAGCAGCCCAGAGGCUUAGAGGCCAAGCUGGAACAUCAGUUACAGUAAAGCUCCAUGCGGGAAAUGAUUCAGGAAGUGGUUCUAGUAUCAAAGAGGUCAAACUACCACGUGAAUUAAUUAGGCUUUCACCACUAUCCAGUACUGUCAUCCCUCAUAGAACCGCAGAUGGCCGCCUAUCAAAGACUGGUUAUGUGAAGCUGUCAACAUUCUCACAGACAGCUGCUACUGAUAUGGAGAAUACAAUUCAUGAAAUGGAGAACCAGGGUGUACAGUCAUACAUAUUGGAUUUGCGGAACAACCCAGGAGGUUUAGUGAAAGCUGGACUUGAUGUUGCCCAGAUAUGGCUAGAUGGGACUGAGACUCUCGUGAACACAGUUGAUCGUGAUGGGCAUAUGUCGCCCAUCAACAUGAUCAAUGGCCAUGCUGUAACGCAUGAUCCUCUUGUUAUUCUUGUGAAUGAAGGAAGUGCAAGCGCAAGUGAGAUUUUGGCAGGUGCACUGCAUGACAAUGGUCGAGCCAUCCUUGUAGGCCACAAAACUUUUGGUAAAGGGAAAAUUCAGAGUGUCACAGAGCUACAUGACGGAUCUGCUCUUUUUGUAACUGUUGCAAAGUAUCUAUCACCUGCUCUUCAUGACAUAGAUCAGGUUGGCAUAGCGCCUGAUGUACAAUGCACAACUGACAUGCUCAAUUCACCCAAGGAAACAUUGAUGAAGGAUAAAAGCUUCGUUUCGUCUCUAGAAGCUGAUUCUUGCAUCAUGGUAGCAGAGCAUGAGUUGGACAUUCAAGAGUCCAAAGGGACAGCUUCUUGAAAUGCAUGAUUUUGAAAGGAUCAAACAUUUAGAUCCUAGAAACAAGAUGUAUUUAUCCAGAGCAAGAAUAUAAACUUUAUAUUGUAGUCAACUAUCAACUUGUACAUUUAAUUGUAACUUGUAUAUUAAUAGGAAUUAGACUAAGCAUUGCACUGCUCCUUCUAGUACCAUAUGCUUGAAAAAUAACAAAAGAUGAUUUGUAUGAAUAAUUCAUCAUUUAUUUAUAGGGAAAUACUCAAACAAGUCGAAUGCAUUUAGUCAUUAUUCAUUAUAUUUAACUCACAAGAUGUUCUU